AUGUAUCCGCAUGACACAGACGCGAAACGUGGUGCUUCUUCGCAUCAGUGUGUCACAUGGAGGAAUAGAACUAAUAUACUGGCCGAAGAUCCUGACUGUCAUGGUGCGAUGUUUGUCCCCAUCAUCCUUGGGAGUGACAAGACUACAGUCUCUGUGGCAACUGGCCAGAAUGACUUCUAUCCACUCUAUGUCUCUGCUGGGAACCUCCGCAAUAAUGUUUGUCGUGCACACAAGGAGUCCGUGAGCCUUGUGGGAUUCCUUUCAAUCCCUAAGACCAUUUUAGAGGCUUUCCGUCAUGCGAUGGAGAAACCAGAAGUUGUAAAGUGUGCGGAUGGUCACUUUAGACGUGCUGUGUAUGGUCUCGGUCCAUAUAUUGCCGAUUAUCCUGAGCAGUGCUUGCUUGCCUGCAUAAUUCAGAGAUGUACUGCUGAUCGGCAGGAUUUGGAUCACUUGGUCUCUGGUUGGCGAUCGCACCAACACACAAAAGCUCUAAUGCGUGGCUAUUCAGCAAACGAGCUCAAGAACGGCUGGGGUAUCCUCAGUGGCAUCCUGUCCUUGGGUGUUAAAAGUAUGCAGCCGUUCACAGCAUACUUUCCGCGUGCAGACAUCCACGAUCUUCUUGCUCCGGAUAUCCUGCAUCAAAUCAUUAAAGGGACCUUCAAAGACCAUAUCGUGGAUUGGAUUGGUCAAUAUCUUAUUAUCAUUCACGGAGAAGCAGGGGCAGAACGAAUAUGGGCAGAUAUCGAUUGCCGCAUUGCCGCAGUACCUGCAUUUCCAGGCCUGCAUCAUUUUCCUCAAGGUCGAAAAUUCAAACAAUGGACCGGUGAUGACUCGAAAGCUUUGAUGAAGGUAUUUCUGCCAGCUAUUGUGGGACACAUUCCCGACAAGAUGCUUAGAGCUCUCUAUCACUUUCUUGACUUCUGCUAUCUGGUCCGUCGCUCAAGUCUCGACGAAGCCGAUCUAGAUGCCAUGGAUAAGGCCCUGCAUACCUUUCACGAGGAGUGUCGCAUCUUCAAGGAUGUCGGUGUUACUCCAGAUGGAAUCUCUCUACCCCGACAACAUUCUUUGUGUCAUUACUAUUAUCUAACACAGCAGUUCGGCGCUCCCAAUGGAUUAUGUUCUUCUCUCACAGAGUUGAAACACUGUAAGGCAGUCAAGGAACCCUGGAGACGCUCAAGUGGCUAUUUACCCCUUGGUCAAAUGCUAGUAAACAACCAAUGGCUCGACAAACUUGCAUCAUUCCGAGCUGAGAAAACUGCUGCAGGUCUACUUGAUCAACCUUUACUCCCACCUGGUGUCGUUCCAAUUGACCCAGAUACAAAUCGUGAUGCACUGGACGACCCAAACUUCUUCCUUUACCGUGAUGAUCUGGACCUCGAAGAUGCUGUUGCGGAUGAUGAUGAGGCUGAGGUUAUUGUACAAUUAGCGAAGAGAUGA
This is a messenger RNA of Suillus discolor, 1437 nucleotides long. RefSeq lists its product as uncharacterized. The record is from RefSeq and is a predicted model, not a curated record. The transcript has 8 exons. The coding region runs from base 1 to 1437 and encodes 478 amino acids. NCBI's taxonomy places the organism in Eukaryota, Fungi, Basidiomycota, Agaricomycetes, Boletales, Suillaceae.